This is a messenger RNA of Helianthus annuus (common sunflower), 1779 nucleotides long. Its product is annotated as GDSL esterase/lipase At1g31550. The transcript is spliced from 5 exons. Gene Ontology annotation, molecular function: hydrolase activity, acting on ester bonds. NCBI's taxonomy places the organism in Eukaryota, Viridiplantae, Streptophyta, Magnoliopsida, Asterales, Asteraceae. The coding region runs from base 658 to 1602 and encodes 314 amino acids. The record is from RefSeq and is a predicted model, not a curated record.
GGGUGUAUCAUCAAGAAUGGAAAAGUCAGUAUGGAUAACUACACUAGUGACUUGUACCAAAAUGUCUUCUACGAUUCCAUUAGAAUAACGGAUGGUGCGAUCUGAAAGGUAGAUUGGAAGUUGAAGAGGAAUAUAUUCAUACACCCCCAUUCUUUUAAAGAUUUUAUAUGGAAUUAAACUUAUACAUAAACUAUCAUCUAUAUAAACGUCAUAGAUAACAAUAUUUUCAACAUAACAUAACAUGGAGCAAGUUUCAUUGUAUUAUUAUCAAGGUUUAAGAUAGAAGAUUGUUUUUUAUCUAAAACAAAAUAUGGGAUUUCUUUAACUUUUUUAUAUGGGUAAAAAUUUCUUUUAAAAAUCUAGCAUGAAAUGGAAUAUCUUCUAGACUUUGAGGAGAAGUAGAAGGAUACGUGCCACUUUGAUUAACGAGAAAUACUUACUUUAACUUCCUUUUACUCUUGAGGGGGAUGACUUACUUUCAACUUGAAACACAUUUUCCUUGCAUUCACUUGGCGUUGAGACACUGCUCAUGUUUGGUGAGACACGACCCGUGGUAACUUCUGAGCAUGAGGUUUCUCCUGUUACGUCUUCUAAGCUACUAUUAAUCAAGACACGAGGCGUGUCUGGUAAGACACAACCCAUGGGAACUUCUAUACAAUGGGAUUUUAUCCUCAAAAUCUGCAAGCGGAGAGUCUUGGGUUGCCAUUGAUACCACCAUAUAUGCGUGAGGAUAGUGGCUAUGUGGCGGAGUUUGAGCAUGGCAUGAACUAUGCAGUGGCGGGUGCUACCACAUUGAGCUCACAACUACUUGCAGAUGAAGGGAUUCAUAAUCUAGUGACAAAUGCAUCUUUUGAAGUUCAAUUGAAAUGGUUUAAAGAAUCAUUGCCUUCUAUUUGUGGCGUCGCCUCAGCAGAUUGUAGAAACAAAAUUGGACACUCUUUGAUCCUAGUGGGAGAAAUUGGUGGAAAUGAUUACUAUUGUUUAAUGCAUAAUGGAAAAUCCAUCAAUGAGAUCAAGUCACUUGUUCCUCUAGUUGUUAAAACGAUAGUCUCAACAAUCAAUGAGUUGAUUGGGAUAGGGGCUCAGACUCUCGUUGUUCCUGGAGUCCUUCCAUUAGGAUGUUCUGCGGAUCAUUUGACAAUUGCGCAAGGUUCCAAGAACGAAGAGUAUGACCCCACAACUAGUUGCCUCAUUUGGUUAAAUCAGUUGGCUGAAUAUCACAACCAACUAUUGCAGAAGGAACUUAAUCAUAUUCGAGAGCUUCAUUCUAAUGUCAACAUCAUAUAUGCCGAUUACUACAACGCUACCAUGCAAAUCUACCGUUUUCCGUAUAAAUAUGGAUUCAUAAACGAAUCUUUGAAAACAUGUUGCGGAGGUGGAGGACCGUUCAAUUACAAUUCAACGGCACCAUGUGGAGAUGAAUAUGCCACUGUGUGUGAUGAACCAUAUACAUAUGUUAACUGGGAUGGAGUACAUUUUACAGAAGCUGCAUACAAAGUUAUUUUUGAGGGUUUAUUUCAAGGUCCAUACACUACACCUACAUUUAAAUCCUCAUGUCCAUUGUCAUCAGUUGUGAAAGUUGGGAAAUCGAGUUCUUAUUGAUUAAUGAAUUGAUUCAACUUGGAUGUAUGGAUGAAAAAGCAAGAACUUGAAAGAAUUAAGAGAUUGAAGGAGGUGUUUGUAAACAAAUAAACUUAAUAUUUGAUAAAGGGAUAUUAAAUCCAUAUAAUUUGUUUACAAUAUAUAUUUCAUCAAAGUCAAAAGAAUUAUAUUCGAUUA